CUUUAAAAAGAUGAAAAAUUAUAGCUUAAUAAUAGAUUAGUACUUCGCGCGAAAGUAGAGGUACUUCUUCUAGUACUUCAUCUAUGCUGAUGAAUUUGAGGGCAUCAAACGUGAAUACAAGUACAACUGGUGGAAGUGGAUUGCAAGAAGUGGAAGUAGAUUACGGAUCUGGGAUUGUCCUGGGAGCUGACUUUAGAGAACGCAUACAAUUGCCUACUGAGCAGGAUUAUAGGACGAAGGAACGACCACAGCAGUGGGACGAGCAGGAAGUGUCCUCUUUAGACGUGGGCUACGGGGAAAUGCUUGUGGUCGAUCCGGCUGACCGUGCUAUGUGGGAUUUCUUUGGUGAGGACAUUCCACAUUGUGGGCUGACUGGGGUUAGGACUUCCCAGCUUGGCGCGGGAGCAACGGGCGGCGCAUGUUAGCGGCAGCACUAUUCACCGUUUAGCUUUAGCCGCAGCGGUUCGCGGAUCUGUCAGAAAAGCGAAGCAAGCGAGUGUGAAGAUGAAGGACCAGCACCCCGGUGGAAAAGGAAAUAAAAGCCGUGUGAAAAAUAACCUAAUUCGCAGAGCGAGCAGUUUGCUAGGCCCCGGGCGAAGAGCAGAGCGAAGACAGCUCUUGCGUGGCCAGGUAGAACAGUAUCAAGGAGAGAAGGUCUGGGCCGUCGAUAAAGAGCUGCGUGCCAUGCGAUUCGAGUAUGGCACUGUUUCAUUCGAAGAAGCGCCAACGGCGUCAGCAGAUCAGAAACCUGCUCGCAUAAGCGAAGACAAACUCGAGGGCUCAUUGUCAUUGUGGCUCGGUUCUUUUCAACGUGUCUUUUCAACAACUGCGCGCGCCGGUGACAGUCACCCUAGUAUGGCUGUCAAUUUGUUGAGAGUACAACAAUUGUGGAAAGAGAGCGCUGUUCUGGGAGCAGAGCCGUAUGUACUGCAACUAUUUAUUGGAAAGUGGGAGAGUAAGAACAAGGUAUUUUGUUCGGCUAGACUCUGA
This is a messenger RNA of Amoebophrya sp. A25, 990 nucleotides long. NCBI's taxonomy places the organism in Eukaryota, Dinophyceae, Syndiniales, Amoebophryaceae. The record is from the annotation of a GenBank genome assembly.